AAGGGUUUACUAUCAUAUCUGAUAGGCAAAAGGGUUUAUUGAAUGCAGUGGAAAGAGAGUUACCUUAUGUUGAACAUAGAAUGUGUGCUAGACACAUCUAUGGGAACCUAAAGAAGAUAUUUCCCCAUCAAGGUGACAUGAAAAAGCUCUUUUGGCAAGUAGCGGAAAGUUAUACCACGAAAGAGUAUGAAGCAAAUUUGGAAUUGGUAAAGAGCUAUGAUAUGCGUGUUUAUGAAGCCAUGAUGGAGAAGAACCCAAAGAAUUGCAGCCUUGCUUUUUUCACGCCAACAUCCUCCUGCGUAGAUGUUCAUAACAACAUCUCUGAAUCUUUCAACAAUGCAAUAGAUCCUGCAAGGUAUAUGCCAAUGGUAGAGAUGUUGGAGACGAUAAGGAGAAGAACCAUGGUGCGUAUUGAUAUGAGGAAGACAAAAGCUGACAAGGAUCUAAGCAGAGUACCUCCUAGAAUAAAAGAAAUGAUAGCGUUGGAGCAGAAAAGGCUUAAGUUCUGCAAGGUUAUCCCUGGAUCAGACGGUAGAAAUGAAGUCCGUGAGUCAGGUACAUCUUACUCUGUGAACAUUACAAUGAAGACAUGUGCCUGCAGGAGAUGGGAAAUGAGUGGAGUUCCAUGUAGGCAUGCAUUACACAUCAUCGCAGAAAAGAAGCUAAAUCAUGAAGAUUACAUCUCUAGUUGGCUUCUCAAUGGAAGGCAACAACAAAUUUAUAGGGACUCAAUUCGGCCAGUAAAUGGUAUGUGUUUCUGGGAUAACUCCGGUUCUGUGAUAUUGCCACCUCCAAAUCUGGUUGAAGAACUUGAAAACAGAAAAGGAAGAAAGCCAAAGCCAAAAAGGAAGAAAGGGAAGAAUGAGUCUCCAAAAAAGAAAAAGGCUAGUAGAGAGAGGAGAAUCAUGCAUUGUCGUCGUUGCAGUUUAACUGGACACAAUGCAGCUAAAUGUCCAAAUAUGGAAGUGGAGAAGUCUAUGCCACCUAAGAAGAAGAAGAAGACUAAACCAUCGGCAGAUGGAGGAGGACCAAGUCAACCAACACAAGACACAUUUUCAGGAACUUUGGAGAACUUAGGAUCAAGCAUGACAUUUGUGGGUUUGGAAGCUUGAAGUAUGAAGCGGUUUAGGACUAUUUCUUUUUCUCUUUUUGAUGUCAUGGUCUGUUUUUGGGGACAUGUAACAACACAAUGUCUUUUGAUUUCAUGGUCUGUUUUGUGACAUGUACCACAACCAAAUGUCUCGGUCUAUUUUGGAUUCUAUCACAGUUGGAUUGGGUUUGAGCAAUGUCAUAUGUCUUGUUCUUUUUCCAUUACCUUUCAUACAAACAAACAGUCUUACAAGCCAUAUUUUUCUCUAAACAUCCAAACUAGUUACUCUCAUACAACCACUUUUUAACUCACAUAUUCAAUACAUACACAUGAAAAACAAAACCAUAACCAUAACAAAGCCAACAAUGUUCUUCAAGCUUCUUAGUUGCAUUUUCAUCUCUUUGACCUCCUUCUCAACCACACCCAAAUGCACACGAGUCUCCAUGGCGAGAGUAUCAAUCUGA
Camelina sativa (false flax) is the source of this 1554-nucleotide messenger RNA. RefSeq lists its product as uncharacterized. Gene Ontology annotation, molecular function: zinc ion binding. NCBI's taxonomy places the organism in Eukaryota, Viridiplantae, Streptophyta, Magnoliopsida, Brassicales, Brassicaceae. The record is from RefSeq and is a predicted model, not a curated record.